AAUACUAAAAACCACAGAAACUGUGAGCGUGCCUUUUUAGGAAAAUAGCACAAUACACUAUUAUAGAAUUUGUGGUUCAUACAUGACCUUACACAGAAGUAGACUACUAAAGCACAAGAUGGUAUGGUAUGGCUACUCCUAAUCCAGAGCCAGUGUUUGUCAAAGAGCUAGCUGAUAAGUACAAGUGUAGUAUUUGUACUAACCUUCUAGACACACCAUUUCUAACUGAAUGCUGUGGACAGCAUUUUUGCAAAGCUUGUCUGGAAAAGUGGAUCAUACGAAAAAAAGAAUUGAUUUGCCCUCACUGUCGAGCAGAAAACUUCAAUAAGAUUGUUUCCCAGCCGAUAAUCAGAGAGAUAAAAGAGCUGGGAGUGUACUGUGCAAAUCGUAAAAACGGGUGCAAAGUGGUUAUCAAAUAUGACGAUUUUCAGAAGCACGUGAUCGAGUGUCUGUUUGGAGGUGUCGAAUGCACCAACGAUUGUGGUACGAGUGGAUUGCUAAAAAAUGACCUCAUAAAACAUCGCAAACAAGAGUGUCCUAAUCGAAUAGUUCACUGUAAGCUUUGUAACGAAGAGGGUAAGCACUCGGUAAUAGUUGGAGAGCACAAACGAACUUGCCCUAACUUAACUUUAGAAUGCCCUAACAAAUGCAAAGAGAAAGUGAAGAGAAAAGAUAUCGAAGAGCACAGAAAAGAGUGUCCACUUGAGGAAGUGGAUUGUCCUUUCAAAGAGGCUGGUUGUGAAGUGAAGCUGCCUCGUAAACAUCUUGAAAAGCAUGAAGCGUCUAGCAUGCAAAACCAUCUUCGACUCAACAUGACAACUACUGCUACUGUCAAUACAGCUAUGAAUAAUGUCAAUACAGCUCUAGCUAAUUUCAAUACAGCCAUGGCUACCGUUACGAGAGAGAAUAAGGAACUAAAAAGAAGUCACGAUGAACUAAAAAGAGAUUUUGAUACGAUUUUAUCAGUUGUAACGACAGAGCUUAGUUUAUUGGACAUUCCCCCAAGCGAUAAGAAACCAAUGGAUGGUAUUAGAACUGUACUAACCUCCCUAACCACAAUGAUACAACCUGAUUGUAGGGCCUACUGUGUACACAUGAGCAACAUAUUGGGAUUAUUCACAGAUCCAGAAUUAAAGAGUUUUUCUAACAUCCUUCGAGCCAGUUCACCACCACUAUGCAUUCUCCCGGGAUUCAAAAUCUACCUUGCAUUUGGUAAUGAUUGUGUUAGCAAACGAUUUUUUCUUCUGUUGGAGAAAAGUGCUAUCCAUGGUUACCCCGAGACUGUGUCUAUUGAAGUGCAGCCUACAACAGGACAAUCAUUCUCGUGUUCCUUAAAAGACCUCCAACAUUCUUGUGACAUACAACGUGACUCAGGAAGAGAAGUUAGGGUUAUGAUGGGGGAUAUAUUACCCAAUCUAGUUUCAGACGAUUUCUAUGCAAACAUUAGGGUCACUGAUAUUUCUUAGAGCAGAGAUAACCUAGAAACUGUAGAUGUAAAGGAAAGCCUUCUAAUGUGUAUAUACCCCAAUAUACCACACACACAGUAUCUUAGUGUUAUUGUGCUAUGUGAGUAUUAGUUUGCGGAAACAACAAUGAUCAUUGUUA
Molecule: messenger RNA, 1605 nt
Organism: Halichondria panicea
Lineage: Eukaryota; Metazoa; Porifera; Demospongiae; Suberitida; Halichondriidae
Product: TNF receptor-associated factor 5-like
Exons: 1
Coding region: 129-1466 (445 amino acids)
Molecular function (GO): zinc ion binding
Source: RefSeq, a predicted model, not a curated record